Paramecium octaurelia is the source of this 2053-nucleotide messenger RNA. NCBI's taxonomy places the organism in Eukaryota, Ciliophora, Oligohymenophorea, Peniculida, Parameciidae. The record is from the annotation of a GenBank genome assembly.
GAAAUAAAUUAUUGAUACACAGAUGUAUGUCGUUCAUAAAUUAAUAAUUAUAUAGGAAAAAUUAGCAAUAGAUUUAGAAUUAGCAUUCUCAAGCACCGAUUAAAAUUCUACUCUAUAAUCAGCUUGAGAGAACAGCGAAAACAUAUGCAGAAGUGAUGGCUGUUGAGAAAUUAGAAAUGAGAUUGUCACAACUUAAAUAAUUGAAUUAAUUUUUGAUUGUUGAAAAAUAGCAAUAAUCCAAUCAAUUAUUAUAAGAAUUAGAACAAAAGUAUAACAAUACUGAAAAGUAAGUAGAGUUUGAAACAGCAAAAUAAGAAUAUCAGGAUAUUUAGAUUCGCUUGUAGUAAAUGUUAUCCAUUGAAAAUUAAUAGUUUAUUCAAUCUGUACGUACUCACAAGGUUAUUUUAUUUAGUAGAUGUUAUCCGGAUUAAAUCAGCAAAUUGUUUAUGAUUAAUCACAAAACAAUAUUUUAGAGUUUUUAAAGAAAUUCUAUUUUUCAUCAUUGAUAAAUUUUCAUAAUGUAUUGGUAGAGGACAGGAGGAGUGACCAAGAAGGAUAACAAUAAUAAUAAAAUCCGAAAAUUUAACAAAAAGGAUAAUAGUUAUAAUAAAGUAUGAAAGUUUAUUCCCAAAGACUAUCGCAAUAUCUGUACUUUCUUUUGGUUAGAGAAGAUGAUCCCAAUUUGAAAUUAUUGCUGAGUUUCGUUUUGAUCACUAGAACCCAAAACAAUCUUACAAUGCUAGAAAUCUUAAAUACUUAUAUUCAAUCAUUAAUUCAAGCCUAAAAAUAGAAUGUUAUCGAAGGAUUGAAACAAAUCCUAAAUAUUUUUCCGGAAUUUCAAGACCUAUUUUCAAUGAUUAUAAGAGCUUUCAUUUAACGAACCAAUUUGGAUGGCAGGGUUUAAUUGGAUGAAAAAUAAUUUGAAACUAUAUUAUUGAUUUUAGAUGUUUCCAUUCCGAGACCCAUGAAUUUUGUUUAAGCCUUAAGCGAAGCAAGUUCCAACAUCCUAAGACAAAUAUUGUUGAUAUAUAAAAGCGAUUGUUCCAAAGAGUUUUUAAUUAGUUAAUAAAGUAAAUUAACUAAACUCUUGUCAAUUGAGGUCAAUUAGUAAAUUAUAAACGAUUUGACUUCAUUUCUAGAGCAACUUCGAUCUGUAAAACUGAAGUUGUUAAUUGAGAGAAUUAUAGAAUUUCAUCAAAAAACAGAGAAGAAUAUAUGUUUAUAGUAUAUGGAAUUCAAAGUAUUUUUACCCCAAGAUUAAGAAUUAAUUAGUAAACAUACAUAUUUUGCUAUUUAAAACAAGAAUUACAAACAACCACCAUUAUAGCUUCCAUAACAAUUAUAAAAUUAAAUAUUUUAGCCCUCACAACAUCAAGUAAGACUUCAAACAAAUCCAAGAGCUGUUUAAAAUGUUUAUUAGUUUCUCCAUAUCUUAUCUAUAGCUUCUAAAAUAGAUUGCAAUCAAAUGAAUACUAGAUAAUAUAAGUACAAAAUUAUUUGAUUCUAGUGAGUUGUCAUCAUUAGUCUCUGAUGAAGUUGCAGGUUUUGAAACUUCGUACACUCCUAGUUUAUUUGCUACUCGAUAGAAAAUUAGAGAUGCUUUAGUUUACUUACUACAGCUAUAAAAAUUAGAGUUGAAUUCAUUCACAAGUUUGUGGUAUUUUUCAGAAUAAUUAAAACUUUAUUUGGAAAAAGCAACUAAUGAAAUUCAAAAAAAUCAACUAAGCAAAUAGACUUUCCCUUUUCUGAAUUCGAUUCUCUCUACUUAUUAAAACCCAGACAAAGAAUCAUUAAAAUAUGCAUAACUAAAAACUUAAAUACUGAAAGAUCUAUUCUUUUAACCUAAGGAGACUAAUCAUAUUGAUUUUUAUUACAUGAUGAAAUUAAUUGAAAAUUAUGAUGGCACAAAUUAAUAGAAUUUUCAAUAAAAUGUGAAAAAUUAUUAUAAGAUGGAGUUCAAACAAUAUCUUGAAAGAUUGAAAAAUUAAGGAUCUGAUCAAGUUAAAAAUGCGAUAAACUUAAUAUUUUAGACUUAAUGACUUGAAUAUUGAAU